This is a messenger RNA of Myxocyprinus asiaticus (Chinese sucker), 3529 nucleotides long. RefSeq names its product transmembrane protein 179B-like. The coding region runs from base 57 to 728 and encodes 223 amino acids. The transcript is spliced from 5 exons. NCBI's taxonomy places the organism in Eukaryota, Metazoa, Chordata, Actinopteri, Cypriniformes, Catostomidae. The record is from RefSeq and is a predicted model, not a curated record.
ACAUUAAUUUGAAGAGCAUAUGAAUGAGGCAUUCGACUGCUUGACUCUGUGAGAGCAUGUUCAUGAUGGGACUACCCUGGCUGCUAGUUUUGGAGCUUGUCCUUUAUGCUGGCUGUUUCAUCUGUGGGGUUAUCGCUGCCGCCUGGCUGACACUCACUCAGGGCCACUUUGAUGGACAAUGCAUCCUUUAUGGCAGUGUUCUCUACAAUGAAUCCAGCGAGACUCUCACAGUGGAGGGCUCCACUUCUCCCUCUGUCUGCUAUUUUGUGUCAGCCAUCGCUGUGUGCAUGGCUAUUUACUGCUUUUCCCAUAUUCUCUACUGGAUCUAUUCCAGCUGUGUAGAUGAGGACGUGAGAAGGGGGACUGUUUCUUUCAACGCGUCUUUAGGAGUUUGUGGGCUUCUUCUAUUUUUUCUCUUGGUAUCUGGAUGUAUUCUCAAGAUUGGAAGGGACAGCUUGUGUUUCUCUGUCCUUCACAAUGUUCCCUCCACUACCAGUUGUGAAGAUGCAGAGAAUAAGACAUGGGCCCAUCCCUACACUGGAAAUCAGUUCUACACAGGACUGCACAGUACUGAGAGGUCUUUGUGGGUGAGCUUCUUUUUCUGGGCGUUAAUUACAGCAGUGAUUGUCAUACAGAGACGCCAGAACUCACGGUUGAAGGUUUGGGGUGAUGAUGAGUGGAGCCGUGCUGAGACAGAGCCCUUCCUCCAUCGACCUUCCCGCGCUUAGUAAAUCUCCAGAGAUCACCAUCACAUGAGCAAGUUAUCAUGCGACAGUACUUUCAGUAUACAGAACAUUCACAUAGAUCACAAGCAGCACCAAUCAUUCUUAGGGGUAUUUUUUGUUGCAACACCUGAAUGUUUCUCCUUGUCAAGUUUAUUCCAAAGGACAAUCAUAGUUAUUCACAUAAACAGGAUAUUAAUGUAUGAUGGGUGCAAUAAUGUAGGCAUACACAAAAUUCAACAGAUGUGUAAGGCUAGGUAUCGCAAACCACCUCAGUAUAAGAUAGGUAUUGCGAAACACGUUACAAUUCAAUAUAUCGCAAUAUAUCACAAAAUCAUAAUAUGAUUCGAUCCAAUUCCGAUUCACAAGCUUUCAAUUCCAAUUAAUUUGGGUAUAUUUCAGUUAUAAUGUCCAUUUUGCUUACAUACAGUGUGAAAGAAAUUCUCUUUUUUAGCUAAUGCUGAAUAUCAAUGUAUAUUAUAUUAUAGCACAAAUAGCAGAAUAUAAAUAUUGAUACAUGGUUCUAAAGUAUUGAUAGAAUAUAGUGACAAAGUAUUGCGAUAUAUCGAUAUAUGUUUGUUUGACUCAGCCCUAUUCAAAACCAUAUCAAUGAAUAUACACCGAUCAGCCACAACAUUAAAACCAUCUGCCUAAUAUUGUGUAGGGACCCAUAGUGCCGCCAAAACAGCGCCAACCCGCAUCUCAGAAUAGCAUUCUGAGAUGAUAUUCUUCUUAUCACAAUUGUACAGUUACCGUAGACUGCUUCAGUUAAUGUUCACAUCAACCAUCAGAAUGGGGAAAAAUGUGAUCACAGUGAUUUGGACUGUGGCAUGAUUGUUGGUGCCAGACGGGCUGGUUUGAGCAUUUCUGUAACUGCUGAUCUCUUGGGAUUUUCACGCACAACAGUCUCUAUAAUUUAUGGUGCCAAAAACAAAAACCAUCCAGCGAGGGGCAGUUAUGUGGACGGAAAUGCCUUGUUGAUGAGAGAGGUCAACAGAGAAUGGCCAGACUGGUUCGAACUGAUAAAGUCUACAGUAACUCAGAUAACCACUCUGUACAAUUGUGGUGAGAAGAAUAUAAUCUCAGAAUAGCAUUCUGAGAUGCGGGUUGGUGCUGUUUUAGCGGCACGAGGGGGACCUACACAAUAUUAGGCAGGUGGUUUUAAUGUUGUGGCUGAUCAGUGUAUAAUAAAUAUGAAACACCAGGAUAAGGAAAUAUUCUACUGUCAUCCUACUGACAAUAAUUUUUUGUAACCAUGUUAUGUUUCAGUAAUUUUUUUUUUUUUAAUUUUUUUUACUUAAUCCAAUUGGAAUACAUUUUUAUAAAUAAAUUACUUUGUUCACAUAUGGUAUCUGAAAGCACACACAAAAUAUUUUGAUUUGAAAAUUUUCUUUACAUUUUAUUGGUUUUAUUUCACUUUGUUACACCUGUCGUGUUUACCGGCCAUUGGAAAUGAAUGAUUGGGGCUACAAAAAAAGAAAAACAUGGUGUUCAGGAGCCUGUCCAUCCAUCUGAUGAGCACAUAUGUGUAUGUGUACUUGCAUACAUAAAGUCCUCGGACAUGUGUACACACUCAUACACACACACCCACACACACUAUGGAUUUCUAAGCAAGCUCUGAAAUUUUGUAUGAUUUUACCAAUGCAGCAAAGGUUCAGAGGUUGCCUGGGAAUCCAAAGGGCGCGUGGGUGUGGGUGUGGGUGUGUGUGUGCUUGGACAUGUGCACAUACACACAAACCUGUGGUGUUCCUGGUUAGAAGUGAGAAAUUUUUUGUUGUUGUUCAGGAGCCUGUCCAACCAUUAAAUGAGCACAUAUGUGCAUGUGUGCAGGCCUAUUGUCAAUAAAUUCCAAAAAGAGGUACAAAAACUUUUCUAGUUAUUAGAAAUCAAGUUGGAAAAAAGAUCUAAUGCAAUAUUUAAUGACAAUAAAUGGAUUGUGAGAUUCAUAAACCAUUUAAAUGGGUCGUUCAUUUUGACCCGAUAAAACAAGGAGUGGUAACCAAUUAGGAACACAGCACAAGGGUUAAAGCAAUAUUUGUGAUUAUCACAUUUCUUUUUAAUUUCUUUGUAUUUUAUUGAUCUGCUUUUUCUUCUACACAAGUAAAAUGUGAACAAUUAACCUCCCUUGAGUUGUUAAGUAAUAUGUCAUUCUAUUAUUACAAAUUGACUGUAGUAGUCAGAACUGUUACACAUAGUCCUUUAUAAUCCCCCCCCCCCCCAAAAGGGUUCUAUUCAUAUUGGUAACAUUUAACAUCUAAAUAUAACAACUAUACUGUAUGUGAAGGGUUUAUUUUAUUGUUUCUUGCAAAAUUGUGAAUAAUGAAAGUUAUAUUUGUUCGCUUAUACUUGUCUUGUACAAAUGUUGUGGAGAAAUUAGAGGAUUAAAAGAAAACACCAGAUCAGUUUAAAUUAUUGUACAGAAUACAUCUUUAACUGAAAAUGUUUUAUCCUGUCAUUUACCUAUUCACUGAAUUCUGAUGGCUCUAAAUACAGGCAAUCAUUUAAUCCCAUCCAUUUAAUCCCCUUGACUCAAAGUUGCUUGCUGAGUUUACGGGCCUGCCUCUCUUUGGCUUCAAACGCCACCUUGGUGUCCAUCAAAGCUUCAAACGACUUGUACAUCCCAGCCAUGUCCUGUUGAAGCACAGCACUUUGCUCAUGUAGACUCUGGCCUUCAUUUCUCAGCUGCUGAGCUAGAGCAGCCAAUUGGACACUCUCCUCCUGACAAUGAGUGUGCAGCUGAAUGGCCUGUGAGAGCAAGUGCUCAGCAUGAUUCACCAUCGAGUCCAGCUGGUCCUUUGACAUCCUGU